AUGAAAUUCAACGAAGACAACGUGGAAUCCAACGAAGAUAACAUAGAAUCCAAUGAAGAUAACACGGAAUUGAACGAAGAUAACAUGGAAUCUAACGAAGACCACAUCAUACCAUUAAUCAAUUACGAUUUUGUCACUACUCCAUUGGAAUUUUGUGUCAAUUACUCUGAAUUUCAUAACCGAAGUGAAAAUUUUCUCAAAGGUUGCAAAUGGUCCCCUGACGGUUCCUGUUUAUUAACCAACGCGAAUGAUAAUGUCCUUCGUGUAUUUGACUUACCUUUAGAGGCUUACGAGCAACCAUGUUUGACACUACCUGAUCUGACUUGCGCAUUGAGAAUGGCAGAAGGAGAAACUAUCUAUGAUUAUACUUGGUAUCCCAAGAUGUCAUCAUAUGAUGCCGCUACAUGCUGCUUCUUAAGUACAAGCCGAGAUCAUCCUUUACACUUGUGGGACGCUUAUACCGGCCAAAUUAGAUGCUCCUAUAGCUGUUUUAAUCAUUUGGAUGAAUUAUCACCCGCUCAUAGCUUGGCCUUUAGCUUAAAUGGUGAUUUAAUUUAUUGCGGUAGUAAAAAAUCCGUUCGUGUAUUCCAUACUUCAAGGCCGGGUCGCGAUUUUGAAAAUAGACCAACUUUCGUUAAUAAGGAAGGACAAAGUGGGAUUAUAUCAUGUAUAGCGAUGAACCCUUACCAUACAAAUUUAUAUGCUGUUGGCUCAUAUUCUCGAUCAGUUGGCAUUUAUGAAGAACCCAGCGGCUAUCUAUGUUUUCAAUUGAAGGGCCAUCAUGGGGGAAUUACUCAUUUACAAUUUUCUCUUGACGGAAAUCGGCUCUUCACUGGCGGAAGAAAGGACAGUGAAAUUUUAUGUUGGGAUCUUAGACAACCUGGUGUUGUGCUUUGCUCUAUGACAAGACAAGUUUUAACUAAUCAACGAAUUUAUUUUGAUCUAGAUCCGUCAGGAAGAUAUUUAUCAUCCGGCAACCAAGAUGGUACAAUCAACAUCUGGGAUACAACGUUAUCAGCACAAAAUGAUGAAAAGGAUUCUCCAUUACCUUCGUUACUACAAUUUGUUGCCCAUCGUGAUGCCGUAAAUGGUGUUAGCUUUCAUCCAACCUUACCUCUUCUUGCUUCAUCAUGUGGUCAACGUUUAUUUGUUACGCCCGGUCGUAAUUAUGAUAAUGAUAAUGACGUUGAUCAGGAUCCUGAAGAGCACAUAAUGACAGAAUCUUCUGUAAAACUUUGGUCUUUGCUAUCGCGUAAUAGUAAGGCGUAA
Molecule: messenger RNA, 1269 nt
Organism: Trichoplax adhaerens
Lineage: Eukaryota; Metazoa; Placozoa; Uniplacotomia; Trichoplacea; Trichoplacidae
Exons: 11
Coding region: 1-1269 (422 amino acids)
Biological process (GO): Cajal body organization
Cellular component (GO): Cajal body
Molecular function (GO): protein binding; RNA binding
Source: RefSeq, a predicted model, not a curated record